Messenger RNA from Lepus europaeus (European hare), 2597 nucleotides. RefSeq names its product chromosome 15 C5orf34 homolog (gene C15H5orf34). NCBI's taxonomy places the organism in Eukaryota, Metazoa, Chordata, Mammalia, Lagomorpha, Leporidae. Bases 543 to 2444 code for a protein of 633 amino acids. The record is from RefSeq and is a predicted model, not a curated record. The transcript has 14 exons.
GGCGCGGGCAUCUUUGAAACGCGGCUUCUGCGGCCUGAGCUGGGACGGCCGUCUGGUUUCCGCUGCCCUAGCUUGGCGGGCGUUUCAAAGCGCUUUCCCAGUGGCCGUAUUCCUCUGCGGUGGCGAUUGUUUUCCUUCGUUAAGAAGCGGUACUUGGUUACGCGACAUCCCUGGAGACGCAAUCUUGGGCUGGCGCAGACCCAGCAGCUUCCAGCGUUUGGGCAAAUUUAAAGCCCGGAGGCCGUUGAUCGGCCUCCUCUCCCCAACUUCUCAGCUCAGAACUGCUGUGUGAGUGCAUGACGUUUGGUGGUGGUUCUGAUAAAGCCGUCGUAUUUUGAAAACUGAGGUUCUUGUUGAUGUCAAGAACAGAUCUGUGGCCUUAGGAUCUCUGAACAUACGCUGUGUGAAGAUACAGAGUUUGAGGAGAGGAAAUUGAAUACAGUGAGAGGAGGAUAAAUCACAUCACUAGAAGAUUAACUUGCUCAGUAGUGAUAUGGAGCUGGUUCCUAGGUCUUCACCUUGGAAAAAUAUCCUGUACAGUAAUGACAACUGAAGUGCAAAUGGUACUUUAUGAAGAUGAUUCAGUGCAAGUACAGUAUGUUGAUGGCUCCAAAUUACAGCUUUCUCCCUGUGGCUCUGAAUUUUUAUUUGAAAAGUCACCUCCUGCUUCAGCACAUCCUUUAGAGCAACCACAAAGAAUUCGUCAAAGGACACAUUUUGUUAUUAGCACUUACCGAGAGCAACUACAGCGAGCCCUAGAUUUUCGAAACUCUUCAGCUACUUGCCUUUUUUUAUCUGAAAACAUCAUACCUUCUGAAAGAAAAAAGCGUGUCCUCAUUGACAUCUCAGAAGUAAGAUGGCCCGGUCCUGAUUCAGAUGACAGCCUGAUAUGUAUGGAGAGUGGCUCUGUGAAGAUAACAUCUCUAGAUGGUCACGCAUACCUUUGCCUGCCCAAAUCUCAGCAUGAAUUUACAGUACACUUCUUGUGUAAAGUUAGUCAGAAGCCAGACUCAUCUAUAGUACUGUCAGAAAAAAAUAAUCAAGCCUCCAAAGACAAACUAAGUGGAAAAGCUGGCAGAAUCUCUACACACAGAAGUUUAUCAGGGCAAAGACUGAAGAAUAAAGAAAAUGAACUUUAUUGCCAGAUGGUGAAGUGCAGAGAACAUUCAGAGAAGACAAGUUGUAGGAAUGGAACUGAAGUGGGGGAAGAGCUGCUUUCUCCUGGUCCCAGACACACCUGUGUAUACACAUGGGUAAAGCAGUGCUGGUCUGUAGCCUCCUGUCCAGAGGAAUGGAAAUACCCUCUGUCUUUAGCACUUCGCUUUCAUAAUCAAGUUAGCAGUAUGUCUAAAAUCAAGGCAGAUUUCACUGAGAGUAAAAUUUUAACUUCUGAUAUUUCCGAGGAAAGAGCAAAAGAGGUUUCUGUUCUUCCCAAGGCUGUGUCACUUAGCUGUCCUGUCCCACACCUGCACAGGUGGAAUUUUUGUGACUCACUUUUACAGAGACAGUUUGAUGAAGAAUAUUCCUAUCCUGAACUAGUAAAAGUGGUUUGGUAUAAGGGUGUUACAUAUAGACUUACCCAUAAAAAUGUGAAUUCAAUAGAGAUUUAUCCUGGAGAUGGCUCUAUUUUCAAAUCAGAAGGAACUUAUUUUGGAAGCUAUUUUACAUAUUACUCCAGUCACGAAGGAUCAGAAGAGAGAGAAGAGAAAACUUAUUCAGUAAAUAAUCUUCCUCCAGAUCUACCAGGAAGUCUGUUCUCUGUGUCUUCUCUAAUUAACCAGGCCACCAGAAUUCUUCAACAUUGCGCCAAGAUGAGGCUUUCUUUAAGCCAUAACUAUAACAUAUGCUGCUGGAAAAUGGUACCUGGGAUAAAUGAUAAUACACUGCCUUUGCUUUUGAAAGAAUCGCUCAUACCUAACACAGGAAGAUUUCUUGCCUACUCUGAUGACAAAGUACAUGCUAUUUUUUUAGAUGGCGUUACUCUAACCCUAAGCUGGAAUUUUAGCUCUUCUAUUGAAAAUAGACAGGUAAAUCAAGGUCUCAGUUUAGGUUGGUGUAAGUUAACUUUUCCUGAUGGGCAGUAUCAGUUAAUUCAAACUGAAUACCCCGGACCAUAUGAAAGAUAUGUGACAACAGUGACAUCAUGGUGUAGAAGACUGACUCAGACAAGUCCAAGAGAAUUGCCCACAUGUACUUCAUCUUCUGAUCAUGAAGAAAACUGGUCUGUUGCUUCUGAACUUGAAAAGAUACGGAAGUUUAACUUGCUGCUGGAGAACAGCAGUAUCCCGAACCAGAAGAGCGAACAGUCUGCUGAUCAUGACACACUAGCUUCUUCAGAAACCUUUCCAGAAGAGCCUCAUGAAAAUCGAGUAGCAGUAGCAUUGAAAAAAACCUCUGAACUCCUUCAGGAUAUUGACUGCCUUCUAUCAAACUCUACAAAGUGAAAAAUGGAAUUAUUACAGUAUAUUAUUUUUAAGGAAGUUGUUUCAAGCAACUGCUUUGAAAUUACUAGUAAGCCAAUAAAUUGUAAAUAUUUAUUCUGCACAAUGAUUGUAUGAGAACUGAUAUUUAACUUUGGAGGUAUUUUACAUGAUUUG